CCAAGCAAUUUCCAAUACACAUUACUGCUCCCCACAAAAUGCGCGCGUGGACUAAUAUUUUCAAGACUUGCCAACAAUAUUGCAUUUUAUAUAAAGGCAGUUUCCAUAGUUGCAUCGAUCAGAAUAGAAUCACUUUAGAAAUGGAGACUUGUUGUUUUGCUAAAAAUGUCAUUUUUGUUUGGGCUUUGGCUUUCAUCGCUUCAUCCCCUUUGGCUUGUGUUAAAGCUGGAUGCACCAAAGAACAGACGAGAGCUCUCUUGGAGAUCAAGAACGCCACAGUUGCUUCUUUUCUUUGGCGUUGGGACGGAAGGGAUUGUUGUGAACCGAAUGAAAUUGAAUGUGAUGAUAUUACUGGAGGAGUUUGGAGAAUGGAUUUGGGAGGGGCGUACGCUUCAUCAAGAAGUACAUGGUAUCCAAAUGUAACCUUGUUCACCUUAUUUGAUGAACUCGAAGAACUAACACUGUCUGACAUGCAAAUUGGAGGAAGCCUUGAAGCUUUUUGCGAACUGACGCGAUUAAAAUAUCUAAAUUCUUUGGAUCUUACGGAUAAUAAACUGGAAGGCGUUAUUCCCUCUUGUCUUGGGAUGAUUGGAAACCUUGAAACACUUCGUCUAUCAAAUAAUCGUCUUAAUGGUAGUUUACCUCCAUCAAUAUUCUCCGAACAAAGCAAGAUUAUGGAUUUUCAAGCUUCGAACAAUCAAUUAGAUGGGGUUUUAUCAUUUUCUACUUUUGCCAAUGCUUCAAGUCUCCGAUACCUUGAUCUUUCGAGUAAUCGCUUUCAUGGUAAUCUACCUCCAUCACUAUUCUCCAAACAAAGCAAGAUUCAGUCAUUUUAUGUUUCGGCCAAUCAAUUAGAUGGGGUUUUAUCAUUUUCUACUUUUGCCAAUGCUUCAAGUCUCCAAUACCUUGAUCUUUCAAGCAACUGCAAUUUGGAAAUUGAAACCGAAUCUCCCUCAUGGGUUCCAACCUUUCAGCUAAUUUAUCUGAACUUGGCGAAUUGCAGCCUCAACAAGAAGAAUGGUCACGUUCUCCCAAGCUUUAUCACCACCCAAGUUGCCUUGGACUUGCUAGACUUGUCUCACAACUUAAUAGAGGGAAGCAUACCUUGUCAGUUGCUAUUCAACACGAGUAUCAGAGUUUUAUUAUUGAGAAGUAACAAAAUUGAUGGUUCUCUUUUUCUUGAUUGUCAUGCUAAUCGAACUUCAUCACUUGUAUUCUUCGACAUGUCAAAUAAUAAUGUCAAAGGUUCUCUUCCCGAAAAUAUUGGACAUCUUCUUCCACACUUAUACAGUGUUGACAUGUCCUCAAAUGCAUUACAGGGCAUCAUUCCUUGGUCUUUUGGUAAUCUAUCUUUUGAAGCAUUAGACCUUUCUAAUAAUAAGCUCUCAGGGACAAUACCGCAAAGUUUGACUAGAAAUGGCACCCGACUGGUAUAUCUAAAUCUAUCAAACAAUACAUUGGAAGGAGAAAUGCUCCCAAGGGACGCCAACAUGAAAAGAUUGGAGUGCUUGCAACUCGGCGGCAAUCAAUUUCAAGGAAUGAUCUCACCCGCAAUAUCAAACAGCCCCUCUCUACUAAUCCUAGAUAUUCGAAACAAUAACUUGUCUGGUAAUAUUCCAAAGUUGUUGUAUGAUCAUCCUCGCUUGGUGCAAGUUCUUUUAAGUGGAAAUCGCUUUGAAGGUCACCUACUCCGAAGAAUGUGUCAAAUGGAAAGUUUGCAAGUUUUCGAUAUCUCUGAUAAUCAUAUUUCGGGAGGUAUUCCGUCCUGCCUUGAUAACAUUACAUUAUGGAAGAAGAGUUCUCCAAGCUCUAAUGGCUCAAACUCUUUCAUGGAAAAGGGUCCACUGUUUUCCCUGGCACAUCCAGCAGCACUAAGGCCUAAAUUCGAAAUUAAAACGGACUUGCGAGUAAAACAUGAGGUACAUGCUUACAAAGGUAUCCCACUCUCAAUGAUGACUAUAAUUGACAUGUCAUCAAACCAAUUGACAGGUAACAUUCCUUUUGAAAUGGGAGAAUUGUCUCAGCUUCGGUCCUUGAACUUGUCGAAUAAUUUUCUAACAGGCUCCAUUCCAAAUUCUUUUCAAAACUUGAAAAACAUAGAGAGCUUGGAUCUUUCCCACAACAAGUUGAGUGGGAGAAUCCCUUUUGAAUUUGUUGAAAUGACUUCUCUAUCAGUAUUUAGUGUUGCCUAUAACAAUCUUUCUGGAAGAGUCCCAUUUGAGCGUCAGUUCUCAACUUUCGAGUCGCAAUGCUAUGAUGGAAAUCCAGAUCUAUGUGGAGACCCUCUGCCGAGAAACUGUUCAACUACAAACCAACUUGAACCUGGACAUGAGGAAGAAAAGGAAGAGACUAGAAUAAUCGAUAGCCCUUUAUUCUUCUAUGCAUUUGUUGCUGUCUCUUAUGCAUUCGGAUUUUGGGUUUUCUUUGGGAUCCUAAUUAUUAACAAGAAUUGGAGGCAUAUCUAUUUUAGAGCUGUUGACAGAAUUAUUGAGUCAUGUUUUGAAAUGCUCUAUCAGUGAUUCAUAACCAUAUAUAUAUAUAUGUACUUCAAAUUUAUGCUUAUCUUCAAUAAAGAUGUUGUAUUGCAAA
This is a messenger RNA of Alnus glutinosa, 2589 nucleotides long. Its product is annotated as receptor-like protein 9b. Lineage: Eukaryota; Viridiplantae; Streptophyta; Magnoliopsida; Fagales; Betulaceae. Gene Ontology annotation, molecular function: protein binding. Bases 39 to 2519 code for a protein of 826 amino acids. The transcript has 2 exons. The record is from RefSeq and is a predicted model, not a curated record.